Pelobates cultripes (western spadefoot toad) is the source of this 21231-nucleotide messenger RNA. The record is from the annotation of a GenBank genome assembly. NCBI's taxonomy places the organism in Eukaryota, Metazoa, Chordata, Amphibia, Anura, Pelobatidae.
AUUUUUUUUUACCUGUAAGACGAACAGUCGUGUACUACCACCAAAUUUAACCAUAUGACCCACUCGAAAACGGCAAUAUGUCUUAGGCGGUAUUCUCUGCUUGUUUAAAUAUGUCCCAUGGGUGCUGUCCAAAUCAUAAAUAUAGAAGCCAGGUUCUUGAUCUGGUUCAGUACCUGGAAUCUGACGGUACUGCAGCACAGCAUGGAAACGAGAAACAGAGGGAUGCUCCAAAGAAAUGUGGCAUGAAGGUAGCCUGCCAAAAACUAUCCAGUCCAGUUCAUUCAGACUUUUAGUGGAUACAAUAUUACCAUUUUUUAACAUCUCCAGGUUGUAAAGGGCCUGGGGCUGCCCGGACCAGGAAGGCUCCCGAUAGGGAAUGGCAGGCGAGGUUCGGUAGGCAUCAGAGGGAAGCCUGUGGCUGACAUCCGUGGACGUUUCCCUAGCGGUGCCUCUAAUGCCAAGUGAGGGAGAAAUGUGUGAGGUUGCUGGUUUGUCUCGUUGUUCCACUGUCUUUUCAUUCCCACUUGAGCGGGCAGGAAUGGUGGGCAUCUUAAAGGAGUCUGUGAUCCUGACAUCAGUGUGCCCCUCAGUGUUGUCCUUGGUGUCAUUGGACCCAUCCCCAUCAUUGGGCCCUGAAUAGGAUUCUGUGCCAGCGAGUUUCUGGCUGAUACUGGUCCUCCCAAAAUAGGGCUCCUUACUGCUGCUGGUCCCACUAGUAAUGGAGGCCUCAUUCCCAUUGGACUUGGAAGAAUGGGGCCCCUCGGAGUUAGUGGACCUGGCAGCCCAUUGGUUUUCGGCAUCUGCCCUGGUAGAAUGGGAGGUUUCAUGGCUCCUACACCCUGGAGGUUUAAGUUCCUCACAGGUGCUGGUCCUCGAAUCCCUGGGCCCCUCAUAGCUCCUGGUCCCAAGAGUCCCGGGCCCCUCCCUGUUGCUGGUGUCUGUGCUAUUUGACCCCUUAGUGGCCCUUGCAUCCCUGGGCCCCUCAAUGGACCUGGUCUCUGUAUCCCUGGACCCAGCAUCCCUGACCCCUGCAUCCCUGGGGCCCUCAGUAGACCUGACCGCUGCAUCCCUGGGGCCCUCAGUAGACCUGACCCCUGCAUCCCUGGGUCCCUCAGUAGACCUGACCCCUGCAUCCCUGGGGCCCUCAGUAGACCUGACCCCUGCAUCCCUGGGUCCCUCAGUAGACUUGACCCCUGCAUCCCUGGGGCCCUCAGUAGACCUGACCCCUGCAUCCCUGGGUCCCUCAGUAGACUUGACCCCUGCAUCCCUGGGGCCCUCAGUAUACCUGACCCCUGCAUCCCUGGGGCCCUCAUUGGACCUGACCCCUGCAUCCCUGGGGCCCUCAUUGGACCUGACCCCUGCAUCCCUGGGGCCCUCAUUGGACCUGACCCCUGCAUCCCUGGGGCCCUCGAUGGACCUGACCCCUGCAUCCCUGGGGCCCUCAUUGCUCCAGGUCCCUGCAGUAGGGGCCCCCUCACCGCCCCCGGGCCCUGUAUGAGGGGGCCCCUCGGGUUCCCCGCUGUCAGGGGCCCUGUCCCCCCGAUCCCCGGUCUCCAUGGCAGUGUCCCCGGGAUCAUGGGGCCCCUGCCCGCCAUUGGGCUCCAGCCGAGCGGCUUCCAUGUGUCCAGCGCCACCUUCUCCGGGGAGUGGGGGCAGCUCAGGGCAGCUCGGGGCUCGCGCUGGGAGAGAGGCUGCCGAUGGCUCCCGCGAGCCGCACACACAGAGCCGGAAGUGCGGGGACAGACCCAGCACGCCGCUUCCGGUCUGGGGCGGCCGCGCACACGGAUGACGUCACAGCUCGGUCUGACCCCCGGAGCUCGGUGAGUGAGUAACCCUCAGCCAGCCAGCACCGCGUCUCAGCACCCUCAGCCAGCACCGCGUCACAGCACCCUCAGCCAGCCAGCACCGAAUCACAGCACCCUCAGCCAGCCAGCACCGCGUCACAGCACCCUCAGCCAGCCAGCACCGCGUCACAGCACCCUCAGCCAGCCAGCACCGAGAGUGCUAGAGAGAGACUGCUGGCUGAGAGUGAUAGAGAGAGACUGCUGGCUGAGAGUGAUAGAGAGAGACUGCUGGCUGAGAGUGAUAGAGAGAGACUGCUGGCUGAGAGUGAUAGAGAGAGACUGCUGGCUGAGAGUGAUAGAGAGAGACUGCUGGCUGAGAGAGAGAGACUGCUGGCUGAGAGUGAUAGAGAGACUGCUGGCUGAGAGUGAUAGAGAGAGACUGCUGGCUGAGAGUGAUAGAGAGACACUGCUGGCUGAGAGUGAUAGAGAGAGACUGCUGGCUGAGAGUGAUAGAGAGACACUGCUGGCUGAGAGUGAUAGAGAGAGACUGCUGGCUGAGAGUGAUAGAGAGAGACUGCUGGCUGAGAGUGAUAGAGAGACUGCUGGCUGAGAGUGAUAGAGAGACUGCUGGCUGAGAGUGAUAGAGAGAGACUGCUGGCUGAGAGUGAUAGAGAGACACUGCUGGCUGAGAGUGAUAGAGAGAGACUGCUGGCUGAGAGUGAUAGAGAGAGACUGCUGGCUGAGAGUGAUAGAGAGACUGCUGGCUGAGAGUGAUAGAGAGAGACUGCUGGCUGAGAGAUAGAGAGACACUGCUGGCUGAGAGUGAUAGAGAGAGGAAAUCAAUAUUAGCAAGAUUUAAUAGCAAGGCACAGGAGCUGCUGAAAUCCAUGAAUAGAACUUACAAUUAAAUGGUUAGUUGAAACCUUUUUAAUCUAUUUAUCAUCCUGGCUCCUUAAUCCUCUGUGAAUGCUAAUGUUUUCCUACUGACCAAACAUGUGUGAAUGUUAGUAAAAUACGUUGUUGUUUGUUUGCAAUUUAGGUUAAGAGGCUGUUUUGAAAGUACCAGACAGAAGUUGAAUAUUUGAUGGCUGGACGUUGGGCAAUAUUUGGUAUGGUACAUUGUGUCCAAGACUAACCUGGGCACCUUCUCCUUGUGAACAUUAUUUGAUUCUACGUGAGUUAGCCCACUGCUGACACUAUCUUAACAUGAUGCGCUACUGGGGAGAGAUCCCAGAUUCUUCUGGACAGGCCAGCAGGAGUUCCUUCGACCUCUUACAGAGGGAGUUCCGCACAGUGGAGAUGCAAGAACCCCCUCUACACCAGCCUUCUGCUAACAAGCCAAGAACCACUACCAUGCUGGAUAUUCCAUCUGAACCAUGCAGCUUAACCAUUCACACAAUCCAACUUAUUCAGCAUAACCGCAGACUGCGCAGCCUGAUUGCUACGGCUCAGGUUCCAAACCAGCCGCAGGCUGAAGGCAUGAAAGUGGAGGAGAGUGAACCGCUUCCACAUCGGCCUAGCUCACCGGUCCUCCCUGAUGAUCUCCUGCCGCAGGAUUGCAAGAUCCCCAAGCUACCCUUCCAGAUAAGACACAGCGACCCAGAGAGUGAUUUUUAUAGGUGAGGUGCAAAAUCCGACUUACUGUAUCGUAAUAAAAUAUUCCACAGUCAUUGCACACUACAUGCACAUUUUUAAACAUUAAAUGGAUUAAUUCUAGAAGUAUGAUCUGAGACCAGAUAUUGCUCAGGCCACCGUACAAAAUAGAGGUUAAGCAUACACUACAUAUAUUGUUUAUGUUACAGUUUGUUCUGUUUAUACUUCUGGGUCUCUUGUGGAAUCCUAUGUCUUCUAAUGAUUGCCUGCAACCUAGAUAUUUAUUGAGGGAGAGCACUUAUGCAUGCUGAAAUCUAAAACAAAUAAUUUGGCUUUUUACAUACUUUUGAUAUUUUGGCUGCCCAUACGUUUAAAAUUGUAUUGUGUUUGUUAAGUUCAGAGUAAUUGUUGUUUGAAAAGUGCAUUUUAAAGUUAGGAAACUGUUCAGCAAUGUGUAGUUUAACCCCUUAAGGACCAAACUUCUGGAAUAAAAGGGAAUCAUGACAUGUCACACAUGUCAUGUGUCCUUAAGGGGUUAAAGCAAAAAUUAGGCAGUACUAGGAAACCACUGGAACUUUGCCUACUUCGGACUCCCUUUUCAUUUAAUAUAUUCUUCCAUCAGCUACGAUGAGAGUUUUCAUCCACAGUUUGCUUGUAAUCUCAUUUUACUAUGACACUGGGUAUUCGGGCGACAAGUGUUUAAAAACAAACAAACAGAUGUCUUCAUAUGAAAUUCUGAAGAAGAAAUGUUAUUUAAAAAAAAAAAAGAAUUAUUUGUAAAUUUGCACAUGUCAUUUUUUUUGCUUUAGAGGGAAAGGAGAGCCAGUCACUGAACUCAGUUAUCAUUCAUGUCGCCAGCUGAUGUACCAGUCCGUGGCUACCAUUCUUGCACAUGCUGGAUUUGAAUGUGCCAACGAGAGUGUCCUGGAGACCCUUACUGAUAUCGCUCAUGAAUACUGCCUAAAAUUUACCAAGAUGCUCAGGUUUAAUGUGGAUCGAGAAGCAAGGCUCGGACAGACUCCGUUCCCGGAUGUCAUGGAGCAGGUCUUCCAUGACAUGGGCAUCGGCAGUGUUUUGUCUCUGCAGAAGUUCUGGCAGCACCGCAUUAAGGAUUACCAUGCGUACAUGUUGCAGGUGAACUAAACUAUAAAUUAUAGAAACUUAUACAAUGACAUUCAAACAGUUAUAGUGUGAUGUGCUUUUCCUAUUCAUAUGGGUACCAGAACCUUACCUGAUGUUCCUCAGGAUAAAAAAAGAAUGUGAUCAUGAGUGUUCUUUUAGAGAAAAAAUAUCUCAAUCUCAUUGUUAUUGUGCAAAUCUAUGUAUACAGAAUUCACACGUUACCUCUUAAGUGCUUAGUUUCAAGAAGUUCAGCAACCUACUUUUCUAAUCUUACCUUUUGUGUCACUAUACCCCACUCACUGUAGCAUGUAAGUUCAUUGAGCAGGGCUCUCAAUCCCUUUGUUACUGUGUCACUAUACCCCACUCCCUCUAACAUGUAAACUCACUGAGCAGGGCCCUCAAUCCCUCUGUUACUGUGUCACUAUACCCCACUCCCUCUAACAUGUAAACUCACUGAGCAGGGCCCUCAAUCCCUCUGUUACUGUGUCACUACACCCCACUCCCUCUAACAUGUAAACUCACUGAGCAGGGCCCUCAAUCCCUCUGUUACUGUGUCACUAUACCACACUCCCUCUAACAUGUAAACUCACUGAGCAGGGCCCUCAAUCCCUCUGUUACUGUGUCACUAUACCCCAUUCCCUCUAACAUGUAAACUCACUGAGCAGGCCCUCAAUCCCUCUGUUACUGUGUCACUAUACCCCACUCCCUCUAACAUGUAAACUCACUGAGCAGGCCCUCAAUCCCUCUGUUACUGUGUCACUAUACCCCACUCCCUCUAACAUGUAAACUCACUGAGCAGGCUCUCAAUCCCUCUGUUACUGUCACUAUACCCCACUCCCUCUAACAUGUAAACUCACUGAGCAGGGCCCUCAAUCCCUCUGUUACUGUGUCACUAUACCCCAUUCCCUCUAGCAUGUAAACUCACUGAGCAGGCCCUCAAUCCCUCUGUUACUGUGUCACUAUCCCCACUCCCUCUAACAUGUAAACUCACUGAGCAGGCCCUCAAUCCCUCUGUUACUGUGUCACUAUACCCCACUCCCUCUAACAUGUAAACUCACUGAGCAGGCCCUCAAUCCCUCUGUUACUGUGUCACUAUACCCCACUCCCUCUAACAUGUAAACUCACUGAGCAGGCCCUCAAUCUCUCUGUUACUGUGUCACUAUACCCCACUCCCUCUAACAUGUAAACUCACUGAGCAGGCCCUCAAUCCCUCUGUUACUGUGUCACUAUACCCCACUCCCUCUAACAUGUAAACUCACUGAGCAGGCCCUCAAUCCCUCUGUUACUGUGUCACUAUACCCCACUCCCUCUAACAUGUAAACUCACUGAGCAGGCCCUCAAUCCCUCUGUUACUGUGUCACUAUACCCCACUCCCUCUAACAUGUAAACUCACUGAGCAGGGCCCUCAAUCCCUCUGUUACUGUGUCAUUAUACCCCACUCCUCUAACAUGUAAACUCACUGAGCAGGGCCUCAAUCCCUCUGUUACUGUGUCACUAUACCCCACUCCCUCUAACAUGUAAACUCACUGAGCAGGGCCCUCAAUCCCUCUGUUACUGUGUCACUAUACCCCACUCCCUCUAACAUGUAAACUCACUGAGCAGGCCCUCAAUCCCUCUGUUACUGUGUCACUAUACCCCACUCCCUCUAACAUGUAAACUCACUGAGCAGGGCCUCAAUCCCUCUGUUACUGUCACUAUACCCCACUCCCUGUAACAUGUAAACUCACUGAGCAGGGGCCUCAAUCCCUCUGUUACUGUGUCACUAUACCCCACUCCCUCUAACAUGUAAACUCACUGAGCAGGGCCCUCGAUCCCUCUGUUACUGUGUCACUAUACCCCACUCCCUCUAACAUGUAAACUCACUGAGCAGGGCCCCAAUCCCUCUGUUACUGUGUCACUAUACCCCACUCCCUCUAACAUGUAAACUCACUGAGCAGGGCUCUCAAUCCCUCUGUUACUGCGUCACUAUACCCCACUCCCUCUAACAUGUAAACUCACUGAGCAGGCCCUCAAUCCCUCUGUUACUGUGUCACUAUACCCCACUCCCUCUAACAUGUAAACUCACUGAGCAGGGCCCUCAAUCCCUCUGUUACUGUGUCACUAUACCCCACUCCCUCUAACAUGUAAACUCACUGGGCAGGGCCUCAAUCCCUCUGUUACUGUGUCACUAUACCCCACUCCCUCUAACAUGUAAACUCACUGAGCAGGGCCCUCAAUCCCUCUGUUACUGUGUCACUAUACCCCACUCCCUCUAACAUGUAAACUCACUGAGCAGGACCCUCAAUCCCUCUGUUACUGUGUCACUAUACCCCACUCCCUCUAACAUGUAAACUCAUUGAGCAGGCCCUCAAUCCCUCUGUUACUGUGUCACUAUACCCCACUCCCUCUAACAUGUAAACUCACUGAGCAGGCCCUCAAUCCCUCUGUUACUGUGUCACUAUACCCCACUCCCUCUAGCAUGUAAACUCAUUGAGCAGGGCCCUCAACCCCUCUGUUCCUGUGUGUCUAACUUGUCUAGUUACAAAUACGUGUCUGUUAGUCCACCCAUUGUACAGCGCUAUGGAACUUGUUGGCGCUUUAUAAAUAAUAAUAAUAAUAGAAGAUUGUUUGUAGUGGAAUAGAUCUGCAGAAGGAGCUAAGUUUGAGGAGGAAGGGCAAGCAGUAAACAUUAACGUGGAACCAUCUGAGUAGAAUAUAAGCACUGGGAACUCUGUGUAUCAAUAACUUGAUUUUUAUUAUUCACAACCUGGAAGAGAAAACCUAUAAUGGCAGCAGGCCUAAAAGGAGACCCAGUUUGGGAAUAUUUAAUGCAGUUCUGCUUCCUGUGGGUAAGGCAGAUGUGUGUGUGUGUGUGUGUGUGUAGAAUGUAAGGCCUGGUUAAAAAGUUAUUCUGAAAAUCAAACCUUUAUCUGGUUUUAAAUAUUAAGAUUGUGACAACAAGCAAGAAUGAGUCUUUACAUAGAAACCGUGAUCUAAAUAGUCAUUGUGACUAAUGCUUUAAUUCAUGAUUUUAAAUAGAUUUAAUUUAAAUCAAAUCUAUCCUGUGGCAAGCUAACUUUAAGAUAGGUAUACAGUUAAAUGAUGCAUUGUGCUGGCUAAAUGGCAAAUGUGUAAAUUAAAAUAUAUACAUACCAGACGUUUGCAUUUCUGUCCAUGAAGAUAUCUGCAGCAUACAGUGCAUCAAUGUGCCCCAAAGGAUAGAGGGAUGUUGCUUUAAAUAUUCGAGGUUGGGUGACUGCAGUUUUAGGGCCAAACGAUAUUUGUGGAUGAAAUCUAUAAAUCGUUAGUGUGUCAGUUGUGUAUGAUAGGUGUACUUUAAUUAGGUAGAAAAGUAUAACUUUAUAAAUCAGUCAUUAAUUAAAGGGGAUAUUUAUGCACAAUAACCACUACAGCUCAGUUUAGUGGUUAUAGUGCAGAGACUCUGUGUGCUGUUCCAUGUUUUUUUUUUUUGUCACACAGAUUAGCAGCAAUUUGACAAAAUAAAAAGGGGCUUUCGCUGGCACGCCAUGUACCUGCUAAGCUGAGCAGCUAAUUUCACUUUCCAAAUUUAAAUGACAACUAUAUACUACGAGAACUGGGGGUCAGAUUAGCCCAGUUACCACAAGCUUGUAGUGGGGAUAAAGUAGAGAAUCCUUUUGUCCAACACAUUUAUUCCUGCAGUCCUACUUUAUGCACCAAUUCGUAAUCCUAACAAGUGUGAUUUUAACAAAUAAUCAGUCUGUCAUCACCCUUUAAUAAUCAGACAAUCCAGAAACUGCUGUUGUUUCUCACAAGGAACCUGUGGAAUGGUAUAUGAUUAAUGAGUUAUUCUAUACACGUUUUACCAUUCUAGAUUAAAGUGUCGUGAUUUCUUUUUAAGGCAGAUCUUGUUCAAGCCUUUUGCUAUAAGAUAUGUUGGUUGUGAUAACAAACUCACACUUUACACACAAAUAUAUGAUUUAUUCCAUUCCUUAUAAAAUAAUAAGUGUGCCAAGGGCUGCUGUGUAAUAUGUAAUGACCCGCAUUCUGUGUGUUUAUUUGAAGGUCAGCAAGCAGCUGUCUGAGGAGUAUGAGAAGAUUGUGCAUCCGGAGCGAGUCUCGGAGGACACAAAGCCAGUGAAGGUUAAAGAAGAGCCUGUCACUGACAUCACCUUCCCCGUUAACGAGGAACUGGAAGGCGACCUGGCGCCUGGUGAUCAGUCCCUGCCAGUAGGCGUCCUGGGUGCUCAGAGCGAGAGAUUUUCAUCAAACAUGGAAGUUGAUUCUUCGCCCCAGCCAUCUGGUAAGGAACUGCUCUCUGUGAGGGAAGCUUUAUUACAAUAAAGCUUUUAAUAACGCUAAAAACUUGUGGCAUGAUUUCCAAAUGAAUGGUGUAAGACUGAGGAAGGAAUGUUAGAAAAUUCAUACUACUUGACAGGGUAGUGGAUACCUGGUAUAGCAAUCAAGAGGAAGUAGUAAAGGCUAACAGUUAUAUAGAAAGGGUAGUAGAUACCUGGAAUAGCCUUCAAGUGGGAACAGUAACAGUGAUAUAUAAAGGGUAGUAGAUACCUGGAAUAGCCUUCCAGAGGAAGCAGUAAAGGCUAACAGUGAUAUAUAAAGGGUAGUAGAUACCUGGAAUAGCCUUCCAGAGGAAGCAGUAAAGGCUAACAGUGAAAUAGAAAGGGUAGUAGAUACCUGGAACAGCCUUCCAGUGGGAGCAGUGUAGUGGAUGGCACUGGGCUGUCCUGCAAAUGUCCUUGAAAUAAUUGCAUUCGUGUGAUCUGCUAGUUUUCUAUGUGUUUUAAAGCCUUGUAUUCUUUUGAUUGUUCGGUAGUUCCAUUCCCUUAGUUUAUUCGAAUGAAACUACCGAACAACCAGACCUCCCUUGUGUAAAGUGUGUCCUCAAUUACCCGUUGCAACAUUGUUGCGAACGGGUAAUUGACUAGGAAGUAGCCGUCCUUUGUUCUCGGGGGUGGCCGCCAUUCGACAAACUAACACGUGGCGGUGGCCAUUUUAAAACUCCCGAACAGCAGUGUUUUGCCGUUGAGUGUCUGGAACUAAAAUCGGACACUCGAGUAGGCGAACACCGCUGAGACCUCCACAGCCCUGGUCCGUUCGGUUCCAAACUACCGAACGGCCCCUCGUUCGGUAGAUAGAAAAUACCGAACGAGGGGAUUCAGGCGAACCCUCCCUAGCCUCUAUAGCUAGAGGUUUUCGUGUAUUUCAUUCCCUUAUGCCAGGACCGACCGCGGGCCCAUUCACAUGGAACCGGAUUCGGCUAUCUCUGUUCGUGCGGUCGGUCAUUUUAUUCCCUCCAUACUUUUCCCGAACCCCUGGUCCGAUCUGGGUGAUUUUUGGAUAUGUUGUUCACCCAGAUCAGGACUACCCGGGGAUGUAUGAUUUAAAGGGGUACGCCUACGUUUAGGGGUACAUCCAGAAACGGGGGGAAUUGGUGUGCUGGAUAAGGGGAUUAUGAUGCUGGCUGAGGGGAGGGGAUGUGUGGGAGGUUACCAGGACAGGAUUGGCUACUGUAAUAAUUACUGUAAAUCCCUCCCUUGCAUGGGAGCAUGCUUUAUAAGCGAAAGCUUGUCAGUUCUGCUCCUGAAACUGUGUGUCGUCCAGUUAUUGGGAUUGCUGUGGGGAGAUUGCUGUUAUUUUACCUGCUGGAAACUUUGCCUAUGGAUUUAUUAUUUACUUGUUCCUGAGCCUCACUUGGAUUAUAAGCGGAGAUAACCUGGGGAAUAUUGCAUCUCCGCUACAAGCAGUAACAGUGAUAUAGAAAGGGUAGUAGAUACCUGGAAUAGCCUUCCAGUGGGAGCAGUAACAGUGAUAUAGAAAGGGUAGUAGAUAUCUGGAAUAGCAUUCCAGUGGGAGCAGUAACAGUGAUAUGGAAAGGGUAGUAGAUACCUGGAAUAGCCUUCCAGUGGGAGCAGUAAAGGCUAACAGUGAUAUAGAAAGGGUAGCAGAUACCUGGAAUAGCCUUCCAGUGGGAGCAGUAAAGGCUAACAGUGAUAUAGAAAGGGUAGUAGAUAUCUGGAAUAACAUUUUCCAUUUCAGCAAAUGUCCGUUUUUGGUAACUAAUCUACAUCCUCAGCCAAUAUUCUGUGAAUGUGACAAGUAUUCUUUAUCGAUCAUUAGACAGAUUUACUGUUUGUUGCAUUUUUUGAUGACGUAACAGCUUUUGCAAUGUUUCCCCAACCGCCAGCAGUGCACGCACUUCAUAAUCUGACAUUUUAAUGAAAGGAAAUAUGUCAGUAUCCCUGCACCCAAGAUUUAAAAAAAAUGUGACGUCUCAGAUGUUAAAUCUGAGUCUAUUAUUUUAUUUUAUUUGGAAGUAAAAUUAAUUGAAAUGGCAGUCCGGUCCCCUUUGCCGCACAGAUCUCCAGAUGUCGUUUUCAGCCUCUCACAGCUAUUGUCAGUGAAGUAUUAGUAUUACCCUUCUAAUGUCCUAGGAAUAUGUACAUAAGCUAAAACCGUGCAGGUAAUUUUCACUAGCCCUUUAUAGAAGCAGAUCUUGCUGAUAUAUGUACAUAGAUCACCUUGUGCCUUGUUAAAUGCCUUUUUUUGCCGUUCGAUUGUUUUCUGUUUUAAGCUGUUAUAAUAUUCUGUUCUUUUCAGCGUGUACCGACUCACAAUAGGAGCAUGUAAGUGAAAGUCAAUGAAAUACAGGUUAAAUGCUAUUUUAUUGACUAUUUCCAGGCUUGUGAAAACAUGUUUAUUCAGAACUGAAAUAUACAUGUUUGGGCGUGUUUUUUGUUCACCCUUUUUGACCAUUAUUCUAAUAUGCCAAGCUCUGUGCAUAUGAAUGGGUUCAUGUAAGCAUGUUUGUGUUCAUAUAAUUAUUAUUUAUACAAUAAUAUCGUGUGGAGAAAUAACAAUACAAAAAUAUCUCAGUAGGUGAUAUUACUCACAGGUACUCCCUCAAGUACCAAAUAAAAAUAACUAUUACCAAAAAGAGAAUGCCCACUAGAACCACCAAUGUAAGUAAUGCAACUAUUUAAUGAACCAAUAAUAGGCAUAAAUUGCAUACAGCAAAAAAUACAAACACAGAAACACAGGUCCCCAAUACCCCCAACAUUUCGGCACCAACACCCUUGAAAGAGGCAGCCAGUUGGUGCUGAAAUGUUGGGGGUAUUGGGGACCUGUGUUUCUGUGUUUGUAUUUUUUGCUGUAUGCAAUUUAUGCCUAUUAUUGGUUCAUUAAAUAUUUGCAUUACUUACAUUGCUGGUUCUAGUGGGCAUUCUCUUUUUGGUAAUGCAUCUAAUUAUUAACAUUUAGGACUGCUACCAUCCUGAAAAUUAUUACCAGCCUUGUCAACCAGUAAAAAAACCAAAACACAUUUUCCUUUUCAGUAGAUGAAACCGUUACUGUUUAUGUGUUGGCGGACAUGGGUGUCUGUGCAGUUUAGGAGGAGGGAGAGUUGGGUCUCGAGUUACAAUUCCUCUGCGUACCAAUGCUGGAGCAAAGGUGAAAAAUAACUUUUGCUUUAUGUCGUAAAUGUUGUUAUUGAUUGUCUUGCAAUACAACUGCUCAUGUAUACAUGAUUAUUUAUUUAUUUUAUAGACUGUUGUAUCGGGAGGGAUACAUUGAGGGUUUUUUUGUUUACAAGUAUGUUGUAGAGAGCAUAUAAACUACAGCAUUACACAUAAUAAGAGGCAUAUACUGUUUUAUUUUACACACAGUAGAUUGUUAAACAGACAAUAAAUUAUUAUUAUUAAGUUAUUAUUUAAAUAGCGCCAACAAAUUCCGCAGCGAAUUUGAAUCAGUGAUUCUCAGCCUUUUUUAGGCCAAGAGAAACUUUUCCGAGGUACAGUAAGAGCAACAUUUUGGAGGUACACCUGCGUUUUUAAUGUUUAUAUAUCUAGCCAAACGUACUUAGGAAUUUAAAGGGUUAGUUUAAGCACCAUGUCCACUUCAGUGAUUUGAAGUGGUCAUGGUGCCUGGAAGCUAUAUGUGCAGAGUUUUACUAUGAAACACUGCACAUACAGAGAUUAACGCGUUGGAUGUCCUUAGCCCACUGGGAACUCUUCUGGGGUGGCUAAAAUCAAUUCUGUGCAAAUUUGGAGUCUGACAACAGCAUGGAGAGGGGGGAGAACCAGAGAGGGUCCUUUGUGCUAGACAGUAAAGUGAGUUUAACAAUUUACAUUUAUCCUUUAUACAAUUGAAUGCCCAUAUCCUGUGACUGCCACAAUUUGCACCUGGCGUUUACAGGUUUGCAAUGGGGCUUGUAGUUUAGCCCAUUCAUCAGUGACUCCAGCUCUAAUCCCAUCCUAUUAUGGACAGGAACACUCCUUGUUGCCCAGUUAUAUAUUUAUGGGAUACUCUGCCUUUUUUUAGAGGUAUGUCCUCCUCUUUUGUCCAUGACUGUCUUCUUUCUGUCCCUAUGGUAGAUAUAUCUAAGGAAAUAGGACUUAGAUAUACCCAGGUAUGGCAAUGAAUUGUGAACAUGGGUGCAAAUCAAACGUGAACCACACUUUCUUAUAUUUUACUAAUUUAUGGGUAUAUUAAAUACAUUUCAAAUAAUCUUAAAAUAUUGCUAUUGUAACAAUUCUGAGUCAAUGUCCUCUGGGUCAGAUUGACUUGUAAAAACUAGAAAAAUUCAACUACCUUUGCUAAAAGCACACGAUGUCCGAGUAACUAACACAGUUGUUAGAUGUGUGUGCUGUCCAACAGGGCUCAAAGAAGUUAAAGAACAAAGAGUGACUGAGCAGACCAGGCCAUCCCAUUCCCCAGAGUAAUGUCAUCUGUCGUCAAGGCUUGUAUGGUAAUUUAUAACAUGCUUUCUGAAAAAGCUAAAAAACAUGACACUGACGUACUGCUUGGGGUGUCUGUACAUACUCUUUAUUACAGAAAGAAAAUCCAUAGCGCUUCCUUGUAAAAUCAAAACCAUCUGACAUGCAAUUAGAUCCACUAGAUCUGCUUUGCACAGACUCCAGCUGUUGCAUAGAGCUACGGUGAUGAUAACCCUGAUUUGUGACGGCAUGAGGAUUCUGCUGUGGUUAUGGUGUGGGUCCGUUAUAUGUGAACUAUUCACAUUUCAUCUAAACCAUUAGACCUGAGGUGCUGGCCCAGUGAGAGCCACGUGAGAAGCAGGACACGUUUUGAGACCUGCCCAACAUAGAUAGCUGUACUGACCCAAGUGUUAACAGGAUGGUAGAAAUACUAAGACACACAUGGAGCUCAGGGUCGUGCUAAGAAAGGACUGGUGGAUGAGUAACUUCAGGGCAUGAGACAAGCUUGGUCAGAUGGGAAUACCGAGGGAAGGACAUCCUUAAUCAGAUGGUCAUCCUGAGAUAGCCAUGGUCAGAUGGACACACCGAGGGAAAAGUUUCUGAGAUAGGCAUGGUCAGAUGGACACACAGUGGGAUAAAUAUCCUGAGACAGGCAUGUUCAGAUGGGCACACUGAGGAAUAGGAAUUCUGAGACAACCUUGGUCAGAUGGGCCCUCUAAGGAAUAGGGAUCCUGAGGCAGCCAUGGUCAGAUGUGAUUUCUGAGGCAAGCAUGGUCCGAUAGACACACCGAGGGAUUGGUAUUAUAAGACAAGCAUGUUCAGAUGGGCACACUGAGGGAUAAAGAUUCUGAGACCGGCAUGGUGAAAUGGGCACACAAAAAGAUAGGGAAUCUGCAACGGCCAGGGUCAGAUGGGCACAUUGAGGGAUGAAGAUACUGUGACAAGCAUGGUCAAAAGGGGAAGACCGAGGGAUAAAGAUUCUGAGAUAAGGAUGGACAGAUGGUUACACUGAGGGAUAGCAUUCUAAUACAAGCAUAGUCCGACGGUUAACCUGAGGGAUAGCAUUUUAAGACAAGCAUGGUCCAGUGGACACACUAAGUGAUAGCAUCCUAAGAAAAGCAUGGUCCGAUGGUUACACUGAGGGAUAGCAUUGUAAGAUAAGCAUGGUCCAGUGGACACACUGAGUGAUAGCAUCCUAAGACAAGCAUGGUCCGAUGGUUACACUGAGGAAUAGCAUUCUAAGACAAGCAUAGUCCGAUGGUUACACUGAGGGAUAGCAUUUUAAGACCAGCAUGGUCCAGUGGACACACUAAGUGAUAAAAUCCUAAGAAAAGCAUGGUCCGAUGGUUACACUGAGGGAUAGCAUUCUAAGAUAAGCAUGGUCCAGUGGACACACUGAGUGAUAGCAUUCUAAGACAAGCAUGAUCCGAUGGUUACACUGAGGAAUAGCAUUAUAAGCCAAGCAUGGUCCGAUGGUUACACUGAGGGAUAACAUUCUAAGACAAGCAUGGUCCGAUGGUUACACUGAGGGAUACACUGAUGGUUACACUGAGGGAUAGCAUUUUAAGACAAGCCGGGUCCGAUGGUUACACUGAGGGAUAGCAUUUUAGGACAAGCCGGGUCCGAUGGUUACACCGAGGGAUAGCAUUCUAAGACAAGCAGGGUCCGAUGGUUACACUGAGGGAUAACAUUCUAAGACAAGCAUGGUCCGAUGGUUACACUGAGAGAUAGCAUUCUAAGACAAGCAUGGUCCGAUGGUUACACUGAGGGAUAGCAUUUUAAGAUAAGCAUGGUCCAGUGGACACACUAAGGGAUAGCAUCCUAAGACAAGCAUGGUCUGAUGGUUACACUGAGGGAUAAUAUUCUAAGACAAGCAUGGUCUGAUGGUUACACUGAGAGAUAGCAUUUUAAGACAAGCCUGGUCCGAUGGUUACACUGAGGGAUAGCAUCCUAAGACAAGCAUGGUCCGAUGGUUACACUGAGGGAUAACAUUCUAAGACAAGCAUGGUCUGAUGGUUACACUGAGAGAUAGCAUUUUAAGACAAGCCGGGUCCGAUAGUUACACUGAGGGAUAGCAUCCUAAGACAAGCAUGGUCCGAUGGUUACACUGAGGGAUAACAUUCUAAGACAAGCAUGGUCCAUUGGACACACUGAGUGAUAGCAUUCUAAGACAAGCAUGGUCCAGUGGACACACUAAGGGAUAGGGAUUCUGAGACAAGUAUGGUAAAUUGGGGCACUGAGUGUUGGACAACCUAAGAUGGGAGUCCAGGUAUGUGUGAUCAUACAUUACUAAUUUACUAAUUCAAAUUUUUCUGCCUUUUCGUGGUCUUACAUGCUUACUGGGUGUAGAAAAUAGUUGAUGGUAGAUUUGUGCAGUGCUUUUGCAUGUGAUGUCCCUAAUAUAUAAAAAAAUUAGCUCUAUAAAUCUUUAGAUUUUGAGAAUGAACUUUACCUCUUUAUUUUGCUAAAUUUUCUCAGACUGAAGUUAAGACUUUUCAUAACAAAAAAUAACUUAAGUCCUAUUCUUCGGUCUUAUGCAAGAAACCAUGUAGAGGUUGCAAGUCUGAGUGCUAGAUUGCCCUGUAGCGGUUCUAUGUUUGAUUGUUAGUGUCUUGGAGCUCUGACCAUCUGUGAUAGGGUUUGCUAUCACUGCUAAGUAAUGCAAAGUUAUCCUGCAAGUCUAGCUGACAGUAACAACAGACAUCUGUCUAAGACUGCGCUAACUUUAUGUGAAUGCCUGUCUAAUGUUCCUGUCUCCUUUUUUCAGAGCACAAUGUUCUUUCUAAGGGUUUAGCUUGAUUUCUCAGAUAAUACUCGUUGUAAUAGCAUUACAAGCCGAGAAAGCAGUGUUAUCUGUGAUUUAGCAUGCUUAAUAAUAGCAGAAAUACACACUGUUAUUUUUUUUCCAUUCGAUUAUUAGCAUUAUUAGAUGUGAAGAGCAACCACCCUGGAUGUCCAUCAGAAUGGAGCUUGUUAUUACUCUGAAACGAUGCUUAGUCGAAAUUACUAUGCAAAGCCACUUAUUUCCCUGCUAAAGUGGAUUGAAGUUGAAAUCAAUUUGCUUUUCAAUCAGCUAGCCGAAUGUUUUUUUGGUUUCCGAAAUAUUUCUCUCUUUUGCAUUCCAAUAGGCUAAUGAAUUGCGAAAAGUAAAUAGCGUGAAGUGCAGUCUGGCUGAUUAUUGAUUGCAUGGAAAUGUCCUCAACAGCUGAUAGGAUGCAGCUCCUGCUGUUAUUGUAUUAGCACAAGCAAGAAAUGCCUAUAUAUAUAUAUAUAUUUACCAGUUUUAACGAGAGAUAAUACAGAAGACGCUUUUCGAAGCAAUGUCACCUUAUCAGGAGUCCUCCUCAAUCUAUUGAAAAGUAUCUCUGUUGGCGAUUAGGGCUGGUGGGGGUUUCCGACGCUGGGAGCUGUCUCUUUCAUCUCUUAUUUAACUUAUUAGGUUAUCUUAGGCCCUGCCGAAGCUGGGGUACCACUGUGGCUCGAUAUAUUGGUACGUAAUUUCUAUUCUUCAUUGAUCGGUCGCUCGAUUCACUGUAGCACUGAAACGCCAAUGUAUUCUGCAUGAGUGUGCAUAUUUAUAAACAUACAAAUAUAAAAUGAUGUAAUGAUUACCCCCUGUAAUAUCAUCUUGCCUCUUGUUGAAUUCACAUUCUUGACAAUUGGGACAUCCGUGGACACCUCCAAAGGCCUCCACAGGCCUCUUUAAAGUGGAACUGAGGUUUUAAUACUUUUACAAAAAGUCAGAAGUUGGCUGUGCUAUACAUUUUUUAAAAAUCUCACACGUUUUUAGUUUAACACUUUACAUACCGUACCAGGCAUGCCUGAGACAUCAUGAGACGGCAAUGUAACCCACACAGUGGAAGUGCAGCUGAGGUUAGUAUGUUUUGUUUUUUUCCUUUGCUGCAAUUUGUUCAAUUCAGUUAAUGUUACAUUUAGAAAAAAAUAAACUAUAUUGUAACUCCAGACUCCAAUUCUUCCCCGUGGAUCUUUAUUCAACCAAACAUCCAACAAAAUGGACCUGGCAGUGUUUCUCCGACUUAGUGCCUAUCGGCAUGGCGGUGAGUGAUAUACGUUGUUGCUUCGAUAGAAGUGAGAAUUCCACUUUAAGAAGAACAUAACCUUCUUUGGCUCAAAUUACCGUGUUUAUCAUUUUCUAUGAGUCCCAAUGGUUUUGUUGAGAGUAUAAUGAAACAUAAAAUAAAUGUGUCUUUAAACUACAAUGAAUGUUUAGAAAUCAGUCUGUGUAAAUUUAAAUCGAAUAUAAGCUUGUUCUAAAUUUAAUUUCACUUAUGUCUAUAUCAGUAGAGCAAGACUUGACCUAAAAUGUCAAAUACAUGACGUAACAUAAAGGUGUCCCUCCUUAACCCAAUAUGGGAGGUAUGCUACUGUGUUUCCAUUCAAUUUGGGCAUAUAACACAGUGUGUAGAGAGGUUUAGUAUAAGUCGCCUGAACAAAAAUUAAUAUAACGGAGCAUUUGUUGCUGUUAUGAGGGAAUUUAGAAAUGUUCCAUUUCCUGUCUACUCUCUGAAGAUGCACUACGUGUUAAUUCCCAGGCCCUGAAAACAGACAGUGUCUCAGUAUUGCAGCCAGACCUCUUUCCUUGUGCCACGUGGGAAUUGCAACAGCUAGCAAAUCCCCACACACCAGCUCUAAUAGAAGUUGCAGAGUACAGAGAGCUGUGAAUUUUGACGAUUCCAACCCAAGUGCUGGGGGAAACCGGUGCUUUGCUAAUAAUAACAUUGUAUGAAAAAAAAUACAGAUAUUUCUUUUGUUUGAGUGACCUGUAAUUCUUAACAAACUUAUCAAUUUGUUAAUAGUGUUGAAAGCUGUUCGACAGCUUUUGUGCAUUUAUAUUUCCAAUCAAUCCAAUUGCGCUUAGAAAUUAGGACACAAUCAGCUUCAGAUUCCCAGGAUUGAUGAAGCAGCAGUUUGAUGACAAUCUUUUUAUUUUGGCAUGGUGGCAAUUACGCAACAUUAGUAGCAGAACGGUAAAGGGGACAUCAGUUGGACAGUCUACAAUCUGAUCAUACUUUACACAGUUUGUGCCUACAAGGUUGUUCAUUUGCAGUAUGUUAUACUUUACCGUUGCGUUGCCUCCAUUAGAAUCAAAAAGUUGUUGCUGCAUCAUUCUCUGUAACCUGAUUCUAUAUAAUGUGGAUGUUGAACUAUAACUUUAGUUAUAUACUCAUUUCUAGUUAUUUCAUAGAGAAGGUCAGAUUCUUUGGGUGUUGUCGCAGAUGCUGUAUCCUAGGCCGGCAUUCUUUGCCUCUUGGAUCAUUCUCUAAAGUAUGAAUCCAAAGUGAAUUUCAAAUUUAAGGCUAAAGUAGCUGAACUGAAAUGAUUGCGGAUUUAGAGAAUAUUCCCAGUUUGGCGUUUUUGACCUUAAGUUUUAAAUUCACUUUGCAUUCUCACCCUGACAGUUUUACCUGAACACUAGCUAAAACUGUCGGCCAUCAUAUUUUCUGAUCUCCCGGUGAUAGAACAAAAGAUGUUUAUGUGAAUUUAUUUUUCUCUCUUUAGGAUCUGAUGUCAAUACCUCACCCCUGUGGAGCCUGACACAAGUGAAAAUGGAGCCCCAGGAAAACGAGGAGUCGAAUGUACAUGGACACAGUGGUUUGGGGAAUGAUGUGUUUGAAGAACCCAUGUCUGGGAUGAGUGAUUCUGCCCUUCCUGGAAGUCCCAACGGGUCGGAGGGUAGCUAUGGGUCACAUUCUCCGGAUAGCCUCAUGGGAUCAUCUUCCCCAGUUUUCAACCAGCACCCAAAGAAGAAAAUGAAGAAAAUGUAGACAGUGAAUGGUUACAUUUUCUGAGAUCUGACAUUAUUUUAUAUAUAUUUGUUAUUUUCUGAUUAUUUUUUGUUGUUGUUUUUGAGAUGGCUGUGCUCCCCUUUUCUGUACAUAGUUAAUUCAAAGACUCCAGUUGAUGUCUAUUUCAGGAGAUUCAAAUCCGUGAUCAGAUUUAAUUAACUGUUAAAUGCAAAAAAUACCAAGACCUCAUUAAACAGUUUUUUUCACUUCUCACGAUGUUUAGAGCUCAUUAAAGAUAAACCUAAUUGUGACAUUUAUUCCGAUAUCUGUAUAACGAAGGUGCUGAGCACUACCACCAGGCAUGCCUGCAGGUAAGUGAAAGAUCUCUGUAGAUUAUUUGGUUGUAUAAUUUUUACAAGUUGAUGGAAGUUAAGUCCAUUAAGUUUAACCUUUUCAAGUGGUGUAAUUGCAAUGAUAUUCAAACAGAACAAGACAAAAGUAAAAAUACCAAAACUCAAGAUUUUUCAUGUAGAUAACAUUCUGCCAUCUGUAACUACUCAUACUUUUUCUUAGAUUAUAAACCAUAGCACCUGCUACCCCUUUUCAUUUUCUCAAUUAUAGCUGCAGCAGAAUCUCCCCCACCAUGGUGGCAGCAUCAUCCUCGUCCUGCGAGUGCAAAUAAUGUGUUAGACCUGACUAACUUGUAUAGGUUUUCUUUGUGCAUGAAUGAUGCUAUUCGUCAAGCUAAUGUAAAUUCUGCUUCUUUCUGAUUUUUUUUUUUUUUUUAAGUGAAUGUCAGGUUCUUAAAGAAUGUCUACAGUUGUUUAUAUAGAGUUUAGGUAAUUGUCAAUUGAUGCAUAUAUGUGUGUUUUUUAAACUUUUUCCUGAGGACCGGAUUUGGCUUCUAAUUGGUGUUACUGUGACAAGAUUGGUUCCUGCCCUUCCUGAAGGCAUUACAGUAGAACUGCACUGGCUUCUACAGGGCAUAGCUUUAAGAUAUAUUCAGGGCUUUUCACUAAGCUGGGGCUUGAGAUAGCUAGAGGGAUUACAUUCUAAGGAUUGCAGCCAGAAUUAUUAACUACAGUCUUUGAUUGCAUCUCUUGCAAAUUUCAGGAACCCUAACCUCAGCAAUACCUUUAAUUAAGGCAGUGUUUACAUUGCUGCCUCGUAACACCUCUAGUGCAGUCACUCAGACGCCCACUAGAGGUGCUCCUGGAUCCAUGCGGUGCUGGAAUAAAGGUGAGUAAAAUCACCUAUUGCUUUCCUGAUUGGAGUGGAGGCGAGAACCUAAACUAUGUUUUCACAGCUAUAUUAACAUAAAUACAUGUUUGUAUUCCUGUCACCAUAGUGUUUCUUUAAAUUUGCGUAAAAAGUGUUUGGUAAUGUGACGAGACCAAUCUCGCCACAUUGCAUUGGAGAAGCCUGGUUGCUCGCCUGCUGCCUUUGGACUAUGCCCCCCUUUUAAAAGACUUUAUUUUGCCUGCAGAAAAGCUGUAUUCGUGCUUUUCUGCCUGGGGUUCGGUAGAUUCAAUCUACCGAACAACCGUACGAAUGACUGGACCACCUGGGAGCUGGAGUGUGCCGGCAAUUAACCUCCCUGAAGCUGCGGUUAACCGCAGCUUAAUUGAUGAAUGCUGGGUGGCCGCCAUUCGUAUCCCGAACACGAGGUCGCGGCCAUUUUAACCAUACGAAUGCACAGCGGUGUUCGCCUCUAUUUUCAUGGAACUAAAAUCGGACACAGUUUUGUGCGAACACCGCUGAAGCCGCCGACCUCCCUUCUUGUUCGGUGGAAGUGCACGAACGGCCCGGUGUUCGGUAGUUUUGUUAGAAAAUGUUAUACCCCAGAUAGGAAUCCCAUGGAGCCCAUUCGUAUGAAACUGACUGUGUAAAGACUUUAGCUCCAUGGCGAUUAAACUGUAUUCGUGUGGUCUGAGUGCCAUUCACCUAAUAAUGUGCACUCAGACCUGAGCUAUCUGGGGAUAUGUUACAUGUCUGUGUUUUGUGGAAUAAAUGUUACUUUAUGUAUUUUAAAGUAUAAUACUGGUUUUGUGUCCCCACGUGUGUAAUGGAGUUUUGCCUUUGUCUUGGGAGAUAAUUGAGUUACUUCCCAAUUAUCUCCCAGGGCAGAGGGGAGGAGGCCAGGAUGCAUUGUGGGAAAUACUGUGACUGUGUGUCCUAUUUGUCUACUUGUCUGUCCCUUGUCACAGUCUCCCAUGUGGUCCCCUAGGGGAGUGUCCACCAGGUGGGAGACCUGCAUAAAUAGCCCUCAUUAAACAGACCACUCAUUAAACAGAC